CCGCCCGACAGUGGACCAAGCAGGUAAAGUGCUUCAGGCUCGUUCGUGACAGGACGUCUCAGUUGCUUGUCCAUUCUUACAUCUGGUUACUGGUGCGGCACGUCUCACAUCUCACUGGUUCGCAACCAUAUCAGAGGAGCUCCGACGGGACCGUUUUACACGCGCCAACCCUGCGUUUGUUAAGGCGGCCAGACCUGCAGCCGGGACUGACCAUCGGAGCCCAUACUGAUCUGACGACAUGGCCUUCGAACCUUUCGCGUUCGUAGAGAAUCUCUUCCUCUUCACCAAAUCAGACAUCAAGACCAUAUUGAUACCAAUUACGGUUUUUGGCUGCCUCUCCGCGCCAAGUACAGGAUUCGCUCGCCUCCUGCACACCAUCGCCUGGGUGUGGCUUAACCUACUGCAAUUUUGCGUGUCCAACCAAAGUUUGCCGGACAGUGUCGAGGAGGAUGUGAGGAACAAGCCGUGGAGGCCGAUCCCCGCUCAUCGUGUUUCGCUUCUCGCUGCACGGAAAUUGCGUUGGGCACUGCUUCCCCUCUGUCUUGCGAUAUCGUUGGGAUAUCAUGUCGGAUACCCCGGUCUCGCGCUCGCGCUUGGGAUUUGGGUGAACAACGAACUCGCACUGGAUUCACACUGGAUAACGCGUAAUUUGUGCUGUGCCUUGGGAUAUGCCGCAUUCAAUGCCGGGGCAACGUAUGUUGCGUGUGGACCUCGCACAUGCCACCUCGGUUCUACAACUGUCGCUACGCACGUCAAUGCGGCGCUCAUCGUCCUGACCACGAUACACGCGCAGGACUUCGAGGACAUAGCUGGAGACCGGUUGAGCAAACGCAAGACUCUGCCUAUCGUUUACCCGUACGCGAGCCGCGUCUCGAUGGCCGUCGCCCUUCCCGCAUGGUCCAUAGCAAUCUGCGUGAUAUGGGGCGCCACAGCCCUGCAAGCCAUUGUGCUGACCGGGCUUGCGAGCUAUCUUGGGUGGCGGUUCCAUUUCUUGCGCUCGCCGACCGCCGACCGCCGGUCUUACAUUAUCUACAACCUCUGGCUCUGUUUUGCCCAGGGGUUCCCGUUCCUAGUGCAGCAUCACGCCAGCGUAUAGGACAUCACCUCAGACAGUGUGCUGCAUCUCGUGUAGGAACUACUAGUAGAGAGACCGAUCGUAGUGAGUUGAGGCAUCCUUCGUGUUGACUACAUAUAUAACUUUACCUUCCUAACCGCAGAUGAUAUAUUGUAUCUCGGCCGCCAUGGACAGGGAAGCUGUUGUCUGAACGCAGAAUCGUGAUGAUAUGGAGUGUGAUUAUGUUCAUGUUUCACAAGUGUCACAACAAUGAUACGUUGAUGACUCCGAGCACACGCCGUCGGAGGCAGGCCAUAUCCCCUGCCCGGAUGCACAUCUGUGCGGUUCCAAG
Molecule: messenger RNA, 1406 nt
Organism: Fomitopsis serialis
Lineage: Eukaryota; Fungi; Basidiomycota; Agaricomycetes; Polyporales; Fomitopsidaceae
Product: UbiA prenyltransferase family
Exons: 4
Coding region: 239-1096 (285 amino acids)
Cellular component (GO): membrane
Molecular function (GO): transferase activity, transferring alkyl or aryl (other than methyl) groups
Source: RefSeq, a predicted model, not a curated record